Cephus cinctus (wheat stem sawfly) is the source of this 1031-nucleotide messenger RNA. Its product is annotated as arginine-glutamic acid dipeptide repeats protein. Gene Ontology annotation, biological process: negative regulation of transcription by RNA polymerase II. The transcript has 4 exons. Gene Ontology annotation, cellular component: nucleoplasm. Gene Ontology annotation, molecular function: histone deacetylase binding; transcription corepressor activity. NCBI's taxonomy places the organism in Eukaryota, Metazoa, Arthropoda, Insecta, Hymenoptera, Cephidae. The record is from RefSeq and is a predicted model, not a curated record. The coding region runs from base 56 to 850 and encodes 264 amino acids.
GUCCUUGAACGCGUCAACUUCAGUUGAAAGAAGUUCUCCUGAAAAUCACCAGAAAAUGGAGGAUCUGCAGGACAUCAAAAAGAUCGAGGAAGAUUACAGUAAGAAACGUCUUGAUGGACUAGCCGAACUACCGGAGCUUCAAAUGCACAUUGAUCCGGAAGUUGAGUACAAAUCUUUUCAAGAACAGCAAACGUGGGCUCCGAUUGACGAAGAGAACAACCAGUGGCUCUCGGUUUAUAUGCUACUGGCACGUUCCCUAAUCACCAUUAGCCAAAUAAAAGAUGGAGUGCCAAACAAAGAGGCAUUGGAAAAUGCAUGCUUAGGAGAAGCUGAAGAAUUCAUGAUGGAGUCCUUGUAUGAAGUCGGCUACGAUCCGCUAUCAGCUGCACGGAUAUACAGAAAGAAGAAUUUACCGAAGACGCUAACUACUUCGUGGUCCGAGGAAGAAAUUGCUCUAUUCAUUCGUGGAAUUGUACGCUACGGAAAGAAUUUCCAUAAAAUCAGAAAAAAUCUGUUGCCAGGAAAAGAUACGGAUAGCAUCGUCGAGUAUUACUACAAGUGGAAGAAGACGAAGUCUGCCCAAGCUGCUCGUAAACGACGCAAUUCUAGGUUUUACAAGGCAAAGCCACGAACUACAGUAAAAACUGAGAAACUAGUUAUUAAUGCACCUUCUGUCGCUGGGAAAAUGGUGACUCGCAGCACUCGUCGCCGAACUAUUGCUGGCAAGGAAAUUAUGCCUGCGAUUCUAUUGGACGCCGCCACGAGACCUAGGAGAAAUGGGAAAUCCCUGCCAGGCGAUAGUAACAAAUCUGUUGUAGUAUCUGACUUAGUAAAUAAUUUAAAAAUUUGACUGCUAACACGAACGGUGUUAAAAUCUCAGUGAUGGGACUGAUCGUGUUUAAAAAUUGUGAUAUACGAUUCUGUCCAUACGCGUUUUUAUACGUACUUAUUAUUAAUGCUUUGUACAUAUGUUAUACUAUUUGAUAAUACUUUAUUAAUUUUAUUUAAAAAAAACGUUAUUCUCUUCCUAC